This is a messenger RNA of Knipowitschia caucasica, 1038 nucleotides long. Lineage: Eukaryota; Metazoa; Chordata; Actinopteri; Gobiiformes; Gobiidae. The record is from the annotation of a GenBank genome assembly.
AUGUAUGUUUUUACGGUCCGCACUCCCCACCAUGCGUCCCCCUCUGAUGACAUCACAGUGUGUCUGGAACACGAGACGCUGGAGCAGGACGCCCUCCACAUCCUGAGGGCCGCGAGGCUGGAGGGCCUGGUGCAGUACCUCCACAUCCUGAGGGCCGCGAGGCUGGAGGGCCUGGUGCAGUACCCACACAUCCCCCCGGCAUCACCCUCUACAACCGCACCAAGUCCUCUUCCUCACUCCUCCUCCUCCUCACCCCUCUUCCUCACUCUUAUUCCUCUGGCCUCUCCUCUUCCCCACUCCUCUUCCUCAGUCCUCUUCCUCAGUCCUCCUCCUCACCACUCUUCCUCACUCUUCUUCCUCUGGCUUCUCCUCUUCCCCACUCCUCUUCCUCAGUCCUCUUCCUCACUCCUCUUCCUCAGUCCUCUUCCUCAGUCCUCCUCCUCACCCCUCUUCCUCACUCUUCUUCCUCUGGCCUCUCCUCUUCCUCACUCCUCUUCCUCAGUCCUCUUCCUCAGUCCUCCUCCUCACCCCUCUUCCUCACUCUUAUUCCUCUGGCUUCUCCUCUUCCCCACUCCUCUUCCUCAGUCCUCUUCCUCACUCCUCUUCCUCAGUCCUCUUCCUCAGUCCUCCUCCUCACCCCUCUUCCUCACUCUUAUUCCUCUGGCCUCUCCUCUUCCCCACUCCUCUUCCUCAGUCCUCUUCCUCAGUCCUCCUCCUCACCCCUCUUCCUCACUCUUCUUCCUCUGGCCUCUCCUCUUCCUCACUCCUCUUCCUCAGUCCUCUUCCUCACUCCUCUUCCUCACUCCUCUUCCUCAGGCGUCCUUCAUCCUCUUCUCUCCUCCUCGUUCUGGAACAAAAGCUGGAAAAAACGAAGCUCCGCAGAAUCUCAAUGGCCGCCGCCGCCACGCACUAACCGCUAUUGAGAGCGGCGUCCGGCCCCUGAGGACGGGACAGACCAGGGCCAUUCACCAGGACCGGCCCCUCCCCCUUGCACUCUCUGGGGCCUGUGCCAGGUCUCAGUGUGGCUCCAUCAGCUGA